AUGGCCGGACUCACCCUUCAAUCGACGUAUAAAUUGUUGUCAGGGUUUGAGAUCCCUGUCGUUGGUUUUGGCGUUUACCAGACACCUGCCGAUGUCACCGAGAGAGUUACUCUCAAGGCCUUGGAGCUGGGAUACCGCCAUGUCGACAGCGCCAAGGUCUACCGCAAUGAGAAGGAGAGUGCUGCAGCCAUCCGCAAGUCUGGCCUUGAUCGGUCCCAGAUUUUCUAUACCAGCAAGGUCCCAAGCUCAUGCAUGGGAUACGAGAAGGCUAAGCAGGCCAUCGAGGAGAGCGUCGCUGCUGCCGAUCUAGGCUACAUUGAUCUUAUGCUGAUUCACGCCCCUUACGGUGGCAAGGAAGCCCGCCUCGGCACCUGGCGCGCCCUGGUGGAAGCUCAGAAGGCGGGCAAGAUCCGCUCUCUGGGCGUGUCCAACUUUGCCAUCCAGCACCUCGAGGAGCUGGAGGCGUACAUCCAGAGCGGAGCGGGUGGCCAGAUUACCGUCGGCCAGUACGAAAUUCACCCCUGGUGCCCGCGCGAGGAUAUCGCCGAGUGGCUGAAGAAACGCAAUAUCAUUGUCGAGGCGUAUUCGCCCCUUGUGCAGGCUACUCGCAUGAAGGAGCCUGUUCUGCAGAAGCUGUCGGAGAAGCACGGCAAGACUCCGGCCCAGAUUCUGGUGCGCUGGAGCUUGCAGAAGGGAUAUGUGCCCCUGCCCAAGUCUGUGACCGAUUCGCGUAUCCUGGAGAACUCGCAGGUCUUCGACUUCGCCCUGUCGGAGGAGGACAUGGCCAGUCUGAAGCUCAACGAGUAUGCGCCCGUGUGCUGGGAUCCGGUGCGGGACUGCAAGAUCUAG
Molecule: messenger RNA, 849 nt
Organism: Penicillium canariense
Lineage: Eukaryota; Fungi; Ascomycota; Eurotiomycetes; Eurotiales; Aspergillaceae
Product: aldo/keto reductase family protein
Exons: 6
Coding region: 1-849 (282 amino acids)
Molecular function (GO): oxidoreductase activity
Source: RefSeq, a predicted model, not a curated record